AAAGCAUCAUUUUGGUGCUUUCAGUUUAUGAUUCCUCUUUGUCUCCAUGCACAUCUUCCCCAUCACCAAACUCUCUUUAUUCUUUAUCCUUUAUUAUUAUUAGUAUUAUUACCAAAAACCAAACAUUAAAUUAGCUUCCUCUUCAAUCAGCUCACAAUCACAAAACAAAAACAAAAAAACACCCUUCCGCAAAACAUGGGCACUCGUCUUAUGUUAAUUUCUCCACCACCUCCAACCAAAACACACAACCAAUUCACACCUUCAAUAAUCCCUCUCCUCAAAACCCAUCAAACAAUAUCACUUCCAACUUCAAGAAAAACUAGUAGCAAGAUCCAAAGCACAAGCAAGUUUGGGAAUUUCCUUGACUUAAAACCCGAGUAUCAACCCGAAUCCUUAGAUUUCGACCUUCCAUGGUUCCAACCUUCUGAUCGUUCUCAUUUUGAUGUGAUUAUAAUCGGUGCUGGCCCCGCAGGCAUUCGCCUUGCGGAACAAGUUUCCCUUUAUGGAAUCAAGGUUUGUUGUGUUGAUCCUGACCCUUUAUCUAUUUGGCCUAAUAACUAUGGUGUGUGGUUGGAUGAGUUUGAAGGCCUUGGGCUACAAGAUUGUUUGGAUAAAACAUGGCCUAUGGCUUCUAUUUAUAUUGAUGAUAACAAUACCAAGUAUUUGGAUCGUUCCUAUGGAAGGGUUAAUAGGAGGAAACUUAAGGAAAAAUUGGUUAAAGCUUGUAUUUUUAAUGGAGUUCAAUUUUACAAGGCAAAGGUAUGGGAAAUUAAGCAUCAUGAGUUUGAGUCUUUUGUUGUUUGUGAUAAUGGGACAAAGUUGAAGGGUAGUUUAGUUGUUGAUGCUAGUGGUUUUGGCAGUAAUUUUAUAGAGUAUGAUGAUCAUAAAGUGAGAAACUAUGGUUGUCAAAUUGCUCAUGGUGUUUUGGUUGAAGUUGAUACUCACCCUUUUGAUUUGGAUAAAAUGGUUUUGAUGGAUUGGAGAGAUUCCCAUUUGGGGAAUGAGCCUUAUUUAAGAAAUGUUAAUUCCAAAGUUCCUACUUUUUUGUAUGCUAUGCCAUUUAGUUCAAAUUUGAUUUUUCUUGAAGAAACUUCACUUGUGAGUCGUCCUGUUUUGUCAUACAUGGAAGUCAAAAGAAGGAUGGUUGCAAGAUUAAGACAUUUAGGAAUUAGAGUGAAAAGAGUAUUGGAAGAUGAGAAAUGUUUGAUUCCAAUGGGAGGACCUUUACCUAGGAUACCUCAAAAUGUGAUGGCAUUUGGUGGAAAUUGUGGUGUAGUUCAUCCUUCUAGUGGAUACAUGGUUGCUAGAACAAUGGCUCUAGCACCUAUUGUAGCUGCUUCUAUUAACGAGUGUCUUGGUUCCACUAGAAUGAUAAGAGGGAAACAACUUUAUGCUAAAGUUUGGAAUAGCAUGUGGCCUAUUGAGAGAAGAUUUGUUAGGGAAUGUUACUCUUUUGGAAUGGAGACUUUGUUGAAGCUUGACUUGAAUGAGACUAGACAUUUUUUUGAUGCAUUCUUUGACUUGAAACCAUAUUAUUGGCAAGGGUUUCUUUCUUCAAGGUUGAAUUUAAAGGAUUUUGCUUUGUUAAGCAUAUCACUUUUUGGACAUGCCUCAAAUUCAUCUAGGUUUGAUAUUGUCACAAAGUGUCCUGUUCCAUUUGCUAAAAUGAUGGGUAAUAUGGCUUUAGAAUCCAUAAGAUGAUGGAAGGUUGAGAAAAUACAAUUUUAUGUUUUUGUUUAUUAAUGGCUAAACUUGAAGACGGAUCUGUUUGAAUUUUCAUUAAUAUUAAAAUUUUGUUGUUGAAAAUUAAUACAUUUGAAUUCUCAUUAAUAUGUUAAAUUGACAUC
Cicer arietinum (chickpea) is the source of this 1847-nucleotide messenger RNA. Its product is annotated as neoxanthin synthase, chloroplastic-like. Gene Ontology annotation, molecular function: oxidoreductase activity, acting on paired donors, with incorporation or reduction of molecular oxygen. Gene Ontology annotation, biological process: carotenoid biosynthetic process. The record is from RefSeq and is a predicted model, not a curated record. Lineage: Eukaryota; Viridiplantae; Streptophyta; Magnoliopsida; Fabales; Fabaceae.